Molecule: messenger RNA, 1080 nt
Organism: Lolium perenne
Lineage: Eukaryota; Viridiplantae; Streptophyta; Magnoliopsida; Poales; Poaceae
Source: RefSeq, a predicted model, not a curated record
GAGAUGGAGGUGGAGAUGGAGGUGGAGGGGCAGGACGAGGAGGCGGAGAGGGAGAUGGCGCCGAAGAAGUUGCGCAUUCGUGGUGAAGCGCAAGUCCCUGAUGAGAGGAGGGAGCCUACUAGCCAGGAUGCGAAAGCCCUCAUCAUCCCGAACGAAAAAGACAAUUGGACAUAUGACAAGGGGGUUCGCCAGCCGUCGAGCAUGAUUGGAGCUCUUAUUAGGCAGUACUGGCCGGGCUUUUACACUCCGGUCCCCGGCGGCGAGAAGAAGCUAGCCGAGACUUGGGCGGACUAUGAGGCAGCUCCUUGCCCGGGCUUUGGGACAGCUUCUGACGCUGUGUACACCAAGUUUUGGGCUGAGCAGGGCACGAGGGUCAAGAAAGCCGACAAUAUCGGGGACGAUCCUCGGCUGACAAAGGAAGAUUACUUGAAGGUUAUGCCCCUAUGGUGCGAGAAUAAGGAAGACGCAUUUGAGGCCUUGGUAGCGAGGUGGGUUGGCGAAGACGCCGACUUCAACGCCAAGAGCGCGCGCAACAAGGAGGCGGAACUCGGGGAGCCUCUCACCGAGGUGGGAGGGUGGCGGAAGAUGAAGCCGAAGCAGCCCGAUCCGAGCCAGCCUCAGCCCUCGCUGCCCGAGUACUUCGGCUAUGCCGAAGAGGAGUUGGAGAAGUACUGCUCGGUGUUCAAGGGUCUUCAUCCGGAGGUGGAUGAUCCUAUUGAGCAGGAGACCGACUUGACGGCGAUUAUGGUGGCGGGGAGCGGCGCGGAGCAUGGCCGCACGAAGCUUCUUAGUGGGGUGAUCAAGCCGCAGAGGACCCUCACGCAGAUCAGGUCUACCCUCACCACCGGCGACCCACCGGUCGCGCCUCCUCGACACCGUCGUACGGAUGCUCACUUUGAGGCCGCCUACGCGGCCGCUUAUGAGAAGUAUUUGACGGUUGUAGCAGAGUGGGACCUCAAGAGAGCGGCUUGGGAAGAGUACCAGGAGGCGACGAGUCGUGUAAGUUCCAAUCUUUUAUGGUUCGAAGACAUGACAAGUCCCACCUCCCCUUUUUUUAUAUCUGCGGCGCUUGACAUCUAA